Molecule: messenger RNA, 2280 nt
Organism: Oncorhynchus mykiss (rainbow trout)
Lineage: Eukaryota; Metazoa; Chordata; Actinopteri; Salmoniformes; Salmonidae
Source: RefSeq, a predicted model, not a curated record
AGACUACCAAAAUAUUUGAUCAACUCCCAAACAUUGUUUUACAAAACAGAGAGAGGGAGAGAUAGGCUUUUGACACGAGCGCAUCGACAAUCUCCAGCGAGUGAGCUGCGCAUCAUUGGGAUUACUUCCACGUGCAACUGUCAGACGACAAGCAGGUGAGGCACUUCCUGGAGCUGAGCUAUGCUGGUGCCAUCCUUCGGGACAGCUGGGUCCUGACAGACGUUGGCAUCACCCCUAGCAGUGCCAUCUGCUGCCUGCUGAAGGUACCAGCCGAACACCUAGCUGUUUCUACCCGUGCUUGAAAAUGCAUAUCAAACGGGAGCCGGUGGUGCGUGUGUUCAGUGCCGUGACGGGGGAGACCCUCUCAGUCUUGGGCACUGUGUUUCUCCUGAGUACGUCUGUGGCCAGGCUCAUGACCCUGGUGUCCCAGCAGUGUGGGCUUCCCGUCAGCUCCUUCAGACUGAGCUCUCCCACCAGCCUGCAACUCUACGACUGCAACUGGCUGCACGACUACGCCAUUGACCUGGGUAUGGCCUUCCUUGUGCAGUAGAUCAAUGGUCCUCUGGCUCAACACCUUAUGGAUGUAACAUAGAGACAAAUGGACUGUAUGGAACACAUUCUUGGUUCAUGGAAACCAGGAGGACAACCUGCAUGUGUCUCUGUCUCCCAGGGGCUACUCUACGGUUGGACACCUGGGAUGGGUGGGCGGAGUCCCUCAGAGGCUGCUUCCUGGGACACAGACUGACCGUCCAACGACACCUGUCUAGGGAGAGACCUGUGAGGAGGUUCCAGCUCCGGGUGGCACUCUACAUCGCUGCUUCUCUGGGCCACCUGGACCUGGCCGGCUGGCUGCUGGAGAGGGGGGUGCGUGUCAUUGAGCCGGUGGGGGUUCACCCUUACCGUGAGUGGUGCCACCAGACGGCCCACCCCGACGUCGCCAAGUGUCCCGCUGUCGCCUCCAUCGAGCUCGGCCAGCUCACCAUCCUCAAACUCUGUAUCGCCAGCAGCGUUCUGACCCUUGCCUGUCAGGAUCCCCAGGGUCGUGACCCCCUGAGGAUCGCCCUUCAGUACGGCCACAGGGAGUGUGUGAGUCACCUGGCCACCAAGCUGUGCUCUGUGGUGGUCCUCCCAGGUAUGGCCCUGCCCAUGCGGACAUACCUCCAGAUAAAGGGCUGGGUGAGGCUGGGGCAGAGGAGGGCAGCAUCCAGGCACUGCAUGGGCCUCAACAGGGCUCCGUUCAGGACCAGGGUGGGCGACACGGUCCUGGUGGACGGCUUCACCCUCCCCAAGAUGUCUUCCAAGCCCAGGAGGAGUGAGGCCAAGGCGGGUAUCAGGGUGAUGUCCACAGCCUCUCAAAGUUUGACCCCCAUCAACUGCCCAUCUCAUGUAACCUGCCAGCUCCGCGCCCUGGCAUCCCAGGAUAAACCUCUUCAACUACCGAAGCAACACCCUGUGGCCACGAGUGAUGAAAGAGAGAAGAAGAGGGGAUGUGGAGGGAAGGGAUGUGAGGAGGAUGAGAGUGGGGAUCAGAACAGCAACCAAUGGAGGAGCAGAGUCCCGCUCCCGCCCAUUUCCAGAGACACCAAUCUCAGACCUGUGUUUGCCUCGCCAAACUCCGCCCAGAUACUCACCACCUCACUGGAGGCCUUUUCUCUCCACUGCGACCGCACACCCAGAGAAAACGCCAUAUACUGUUUGGCCUUGGCCAGUGCCUUCACACAGAGACCAUGGUUGCAGCAGCUGAAUGUAGCGCGGACUCUGUCCAGGAGGAGUGCUCAGCACAUUGGGUAGACACCAGGAUCCUGGUCAUUAGGCAGAUUAAACAUACUGAAACAAGGAGGGACAACCUGGAAUUGUCCAAAAAGGAACUCUUAUUUGAGUUUUUAUUUUUAUUUUUUACAGUGAACAAGAUGAGACUUUGGAACGGAUGAUGCCUGAAACAAUGCGGACAACUUAGAAUUUCGUUCCUUUGGAUGAGGCUUAUAGAUAUAGUCAGUACUGUGUUUGAUUUGUGUGCAGAAAGUUUACAACGGCAGGCAGUGGAUUCUCAGUCAUUCCUCUCAAGGAACAAAAAACGUAUCAUAUUUCACUGGCUAUUUGUAGUAGCCAAAUGUGAAUGGAAUUAUUAUUAUUCUAGAAUCAUUCAGUUGACUGAAUGUGACUGUGGUUGUGCUGUAUGUGACUAUGUGGUUGUACUGAAUGUGACUAUGUGAUUGUACUGAAUGUGGUUGUACUGUACGUGAUUGUAAGUGUUUGACAUGGGUCUAAUUGAGGCCCCCC